Messenger RNA from Sinocyclocheilus rhinocerous, 1195 nucleotides. Its product is annotated as rhomboid-related protein 3-like. Bases 29 to 1195 code for a protein of 388 amino acids. The record is from RefSeq and is a predicted model, not a curated record. Gene Ontology annotation, molecular function: serine-type endopeptidase activity; calcium ion binding. Gene Ontology annotation, cellular component: membrane. The transcript is spliced from 8 exons. NCBI's taxonomy places the organism in Eukaryota, Metazoa, Chordata, Actinopteri, Cypriniformes, Cyprinidae.
ACAGUGUGGAACAGGAACAGAUCAUACCAUGAAAACUUGUAUGGACAAAAUUAACAGCACGCAGAAGUUAGCAGAGAUCAUUCAAGAGAAGUAUGACCCAGAGAAUUCAGGUUUCAUCAGUACUGAGCAUUUCCGAGACCUGCUUGCGGCUCAUGGAUCAGAACUGGACCCCCACAAGCUGGAGGUUCUUCUUGCACUGGCGGACGGAAAUGCUGAUGGAAAGAUCUGCUACCAGGAUUUUGUUAACCUGGUGAGUUCUGCAGAUGAACUUGAGAUGAGCAACAAGCGCUCAAACAGUUUCCGUCGAGCGAUCCUGCAGGGGAGUCGGCAGCUCAGGAAUUCCGCGCUAAGAGAGGAAGUGGGCUUGGGUCUGUCUCGGAGACUUGUGCGUCAUGUUGCCUAUGAGACUUUGCCAAGAGAGGUGGACCGCAAGUGGUACUUUGACAGUUACACCUACUGUCCACCACCAUGGCUUAUGCUGGCCAUCACUAUAGCAGAGGUUAUUGUCUUUAUGUAUUAUGGAUUCCAACUUAACCGCUGGGUUCUGCAAGUCUCAUCACCAUACUUCCUGAAGGGCCCAUUGCCAUACCACCCACAGCUCAGAGCUCAGGCCUGGCGCUACCUUAGCUACAUCUUCAUGCACGCAGGAAUUGAACACCUGGGUCUAAACAUGGCCAUGCAGCUUUUGGUGGGUGUGCCAUUAGAGAUGGUCCACGGAGCUUUGAGAAUAGGCCUGGUGUAUGUGUGUGGCGUACUGGCAGGUUCAUUGGCUGUGUCAGUGGCUGACAUGACAGCACCUGUGGUCGGUUCAUCAGGCGGAGUCUACGCUCUGGUCUCUGCCCACCUAGCCAACGUUGUCAUGAACUGGUCAGGGAUGAAGUGUCAGUUCAAGCUCUUUCGCAUGGCAAUGGCUCUGGUGUGCAUGAGUGUGGAGUUUGGUCGUGCCGUCUGGCUUCGAUUCUAUCCCCCAGCCUUCCCGCCAUGCCCUAAUCCCAGCUUUGUGGCCCAUCUGGGGGGUGUGGCAGUGGGCCUCACCCUUGGCGUUGUGGUUCUUCAGAACUAUGAACAGCGUUUGCAGGAACAGUCCUUAUUCUGGAUCUUCUUCAGUGUCUACACACUCUUUAUCCUCUGUGGAAUCUUCUGGAACAUUUUUGCUUAUAGUCUCUUGGAUGUCAAGCUACCCCCACCUCCAUGA